This is a messenger RNA of Entrophospora sp. SA101, 1425 nucleotides long. Lineage: Eukaryota; Fungi; Glomeromycota; Glomeromycetes; Entrophosporales; Entrophosporaceae. The record is from the annotation of a GenBank genome assembly.
AUGGAUAUUGAAGAAUUUCGUAAAAGAGGAUAUGAGACAGUUGAUAGAAUUUGCAAAUAUUAUCAGGAAAUUGAUAACUACGAUGUUAUAUCAAAAGUUGAACCUGGUUAUCUCGAGAAGCUUCUUCCGGAUGAAGCACCCGAAGAUCCAGAAUCAUGGGACGAAAUUCAAUCUGAUAUAGAAACAAAAAUUUUUCCUGGUGUUACGCAUUGGCAAAGUCCAAAUUUUUUUGCAUUUUAUCCGGCAACAUCGUCGUUUCCAGCAAUUCUUGGUGAUAUGUACAGCGACAUGUUUAAUUGUAUUGGAUUCAAUUGGAUAUGUUCACCAGCUUGUACAGAAUUGGAAACCAUUGUACUUGAUUGGAUGGCUAAAUUAAUUAAUUUAGACUCUAGUUUUCUUAGUAAAGGGAAAGGUGGUGGUGUAAUUCAAGGGACUGCCAGUGAAGGAAUCUUGGUUGCAUUGAUAGCAGCAAGGCAAAGAGUACUAGAUGAAUACAAAAAGAAGGGUCUUAAUGAAAAAGAAUUGGACGAAGUUUCCACACGGCUGAUUGCGUACGCUUCAGAUCAAGCACAUUCCAUGGUAAAGAAAGCUACAAUGAUUGCAAAUACUAAAUUUUCAUUAUUCCCAACUGAUGAAAAUUAUUCAUUACGCGGCGAAACGGUUAAAAAAGUAAUCGAAAAAGAUAUCGCUAAAGGAUUGAUUCCAUUUUUUAUUAACGCAACAAUUGGUACAACAAGCACAGCCGCCGUCGAUCAUAUUGAUGAAAUUGCUGAAGCUAUUGAAGGUACAAACAUAUGGUUAAAUGUAGACGCAGCAUAUGCUGGUGCGGCCCUUGUUUGCCCUGAGUAUCAACAUCAGUCAAAAGGAUUAGAAAAGGCUGAUUCAUUCGGAUUUAACAUGCAUAAAUGGUUAUUGACCACUUUUGAUUGCUCAUGUUUUUGGAUUAAAGAUCGAUCAUUUCUUUUAAAUGCAUUAUCGAUUACGCCGCCAUUUUUAAGAAAUGCUGCAAGCGAAAUCGGAAGGAGAUUUCGAUCAUUAAAAAUUUGGUUUGUUGUAAGAAAUUAUGGAGCAAGCGGAUUAAGAAAACAUAUUCGAGAGUCAAUAAAACUGUCAGAUCACUUUUAUAAUGAGAUUUUACGAUAUCCCGAAUUAUUUAAAAUUGCUGCACCUUAUUCUUUUUCUCUCGUUUGUUUUUAUGUAAUUCCCCCGGCUGAUAAUGAAAAUCAAUUCACGUCUAACGAAUUAACUGAAGCAGUAUUAAACAAAUUAAACGACACCAAACAAAUUUUUAUUACCCAUACACAAUUGGGUGAUCAAAUGGUAAUUAGAUUUUCAGUUGGUGGUAGUUGGACAAAAAAAGAACAUGUUGAUAAAGCUUUGAAUUUAAUCAUAAAGUUUACCAAAGAAUCAAUAGGAAUUGAAUGA